Molecule: messenger RNA, 1593 nt
Organism: Styela clava
Lineage: Eukaryota; Metazoa; Chordata; Ascidiacea; Stolidobranchia; Styelidae
Product: sodium-dependent glucose transporter 1-like
Biological process (GO): transmembrane transport
Molecular function (GO): D-glucose transmembrane transporter activity
Source: RefSeq, a predicted model, not a curated record
UAAGUAUAUUCGCCAGAAAUAUGAUGUUUGGUUAAAUAAGGAAAGUGAAGCGAAAAUUAAUAAAACUGAAAAGCAUGGAGAUUUUUUAUAAACUAACGUUGAUUACAUCCAUAUGUCUUGCAAGAAUUGGAAUGGGAGCUUUUCAAUCAAUAUUCGGUCCAACGUUACUUUACUUAGCCGAUAAAGUUGAUUCAAGUGUAACGAACAUUUCAAUGAUAACGUCUGGAAAAUCAAUUGGGCGUUUGUUCGGGUCUGUUAUCGGAGCAAUCCUAAAAAAUAUGACUGGUUCAGACUUCAAGCACUUACUUCUGCACGGUGGAGGAUUCUUUAUUCUUGGAGUUUUAUAUCUAUCCAUACCAUGGAUUAACAACUAUUGGCUUCUUGCUGUGAACUAUAUAAUCGCAGGAAUUUUCUUUGGAUAUCUCUCAACAAGUCUACAAGCAUUCGUAUUACAGACUUGGGGAGCAAAAUCAUCAGCAACACAUAUACAACUCUACCAUUUAAUGUACACCGUCGGAGCAAUUGUGACACCUCUUAUGGCUGAGCCUUUCUUGAAAGGGUCGAGUAAAACUAAGCCGGCGGAGGACAGCUGUCCGAACUCCAUAAUCAACAUAUCCAUAAUUACGACGUCUGCACCGAAUACCAGCACGACCAGCUCGUUACCAGCUGGUUUCGACCAAACUGGUAUGGCUUAUAUAAUCGUCGCAUCAUACCUAUUUUUCAUAUCAAUUUUGUUUGCGGUUAUAUCUAUAACAAGUAUUCCAGAUAAAGUAAGGGCCAGCAUUAGUGACCGUGGAUAUACAGCUGAACAAAGGAUGGUGGAACCAUUUCGGAAUCUAAUUUGGUUCUUUUUAUGUGUAAUCGGGUAUUUUUGUUUCAUUGUGUCGGAUUCUGGAUUGUUUGAAAACUACAUAUACGCGGUUGCUCUAUGUUCCGAAUUGAGUUUUUCGGUUAGUCAAGCCGCACAAAUCGGUUCUGUUUUCUUCAUCGGAAAUGGAUUGGGUAGAAUGAGCGGGGUCAUUGUAUCUAACUUUGUAAAACCAAGAAAUAUUAUUUUGUUUGGUGUAUUUGGAAGCAUUAUUAUUAUGGUAUUGAUGUCCAUCAUGGGUCAGAGUCUGCCUUGGAUAACAUGGAUCGUUUCAGUCGGUCUUGGAUAUACAACAUCGAUGCUGUUUCCCGCAGGAGUGUCGUGGGUUUCGGAGAUAACAGACAUAUCCGGAAAAUAUAUGUUUGUGCCAGAGGUAGGGAAUGCAAUUGGAAAUUUAGUAAUGACACCUGUUGGAGGCUACAUUUUCGACAUUGACCCCUUUAGUGUGGUAUACAUGAUUCUCGGUGCCUGUGUUGUUACUGCUAUAAUGUUUGCAUUCGCCCUGUGCUAUGGUCACCUACAUAAGGCAGCAGUUGUGGCCAGAGCAAAUGUGGAAAUAGAGAAUGGGAAUAACUGUACUACUUACGGUACUUUUGUUGCGGAGACUGAUCAACAAAUUAGUGGAGAUAUAUCAUGAUUUUUCAAAAAAAUGGAUUCAUAAUUUUUUCCAAGUAUAUAUAUUGCAAAAAUUUAAUGAAACAUAAACGAGAAUAUCGGUCAGAGAC